This is a messenger RNA of Leptosomus discolor (cuckoo roller), 324 nucleotides long. The record is from RefSeq and is a predicted model, not a curated record. NCBI's taxonomy places the organism in Eukaryota, Metazoa, Chordata, Aves, Leptosomiformes, Leptosomidae.
ACUCUUUUGGUAAACAGCGAUGGAUUAUACAAGAUGAGUCGCCUGUAUAUUACUCCUGAUGGCUUCUUCUUUCGAGUUCACAUUCUACUUGUGGAUACUUUAAACUGCAGUAAACCCUGUCCAGACUUUAAACUUGGCAGUAGAUACAUUGUGAUGGGUCGGAUCUACCACAAGAGACGACAGAUCCCUGCCAACCUGCUGCAGUUCCUGCGAGGGCGCCUGAGGCCGGGGGACGGCUUGCUUCGAAGCAGCAGCAGCUACGUGAAGAGAUUCAACAGGAAGAGGAAUCGCAAAGUGCAAGCGGCUCACGCUAAAUGUAGAUAA